AUGUCGUCUGAUGACGAUUUCAGCGAUGAGGGAGAGAUUGUAUUUCUGAACGAGAUCACGCCUCGACGCGACUCAGGUAGCGCGAUCAACCGGUUUUCUGAGGUGCGCAAGAUUGGACAACGCACGCUGGACGGCGGCGUUCUGGAGUUUCAGAACGGCAACGGGACGACGAUCUACGAGGAGAUUCGCGAGAAAAACAUCCGUUUCGGGCCCACUCACCAUCCGUUGAACUACAGCGCGCUCGAGACUUUUAUUUACCCGACCAAUUACGAGGUCAGGGAGUACCAAUUUGAAAUUGUCAAACAGGCGUUAUAUCAGAAUCUUCUAUGUGUGCUGCCCACGGGUCUGGGGAAGACGUUUAUUGCAUCGACGGUAAUGCUUAAUUAUUUCCGCUGGACACGUGAUGCCAAAGUAAUAUUCAUGGCUCCGACUAGGCCGUUGGUUGCUCAGCAGAUCAAGGCCUGUUAUGGCAUCACAGGCAUUCCGAGCGAUCAAACAGCUAUUCUCCUUGAUAAAACGCGGCGGAAUCGUGCAGAGAUCUGGCGCUCAAAACGCGUCUUUUUUGCUACUCCUCAGGUUGUCGAGAAUGAUCUGAAGAGUGGCACGCUAAAUCCCAAGGAUAUCGUGCUGUUAGUCGUGGACGAAGCCCAUCGAUCGAAAGGUGCAUAUGCGUAUACGGCCGUCGUGGCAUACAUGAGGAAGUUCAACACAAGUUUCCGGAUUCUGGGUCUGUCUGCUACUCCUGGCUCUGAUGUUGAGUCCAUUCAAGGAAUUGUGGACAAUUUACUCAUAUCGCGAAUUGAGGUGCGCACUGAAGACAGUCCGGACACUGCUAAAUACGUGAAGGGCCGCGACAUUUUGAAGAUUGACUGUGAAGUUACUGAUAGCAUUGCAUUGAUUGUGGAGUUGAUUUGCGAGGCUAUCCUUCCCGUGCUUCGGAAAGCCAAUGGCAGCGGGAUCUACGACAUUACGGAUCCCUCGAAAAUAAACCAUUUUCAGGCCAUGGAGAAAUCCCAAAAGGUGAUCAAGAACCCAACGCUCGCAGAGGGAAUCAAAUGGACGUAUUACUUCCAGCUACAGUUAUUAGGAACAGUGGGACAAUUGUUGCGAAGACUCUAUGUUUAUGGAAUCCAGACAUUUUACUCGUAUUUUCUUGACAAAUUCACCGAGUUCACAACCAAGUACGACAAUAAGAAGUCGACUAACAAAAUAGCAGCCAGUUUCUACUACCACGCUAGAGUCAAGGAGCUGAAAAACAGAGUCGAGAAAAUGAUUGUCGAGGACGAGGAGAAGUCUGCAAAGGGCGAGCGCAUCAGAGGCGUCUUUUCGCACUCGAAAAUGCAGCAUAUGGUGGACGAGCUGGAAUUCUUUUUUGGUGAGACACAAAACCUGAAUUCCAAAGUCAUCAUUUUUACCGAGCUUCGUGAAAGUGCAUUGGACAUUGUGAAAUGUCUAGAGUCCGCAAACGCCGUCAUUUAUGCCCAAAACCCUAGUGGGCCCAGAGAAAUAUUCAAACCGCACAUUUUCAUCGGUCAAGCAAAAGAAAAAGAGAAAUUUGACUCGGAAUCAUUUACCAGGAAGCAUGGGCCCAAAAGGCGUGGCAAGAAUAAACAACCAGAACCCAGGAAAGAAACCAAGGCCAAGGCUGAGCUGAAACUUCGUCCCAAUGACCGCGUUAAAAGCUCUGAGGAUGCACAGCUCCGAGGAAUGACGCAGAGGGUGCAGAAAGAGCUAAUUGCAGAGUUCAGAAAGGGAGUGUACAACGUGCUCGUUGCAACCUCCAUAGGUGAGGAGGGACUGGAUAUUGGAGAAGUUGAUCUGAUUGUAUGUUACGACUCAACGUCUUCGCCAAUAAAGAACAUUCAGAGAAUGGGAAGAACCGGCAGAAAACGAGAUGGUCGGAUCAUUCUGCUUCUGUCGAGAAAUGAGCGCGAUAAGUUUGACAAAGCCAUGGAUAAUUACAGCUGGAUCCAGACUCACUUGCAAGCCGGGAACAACAUUCGUUUCCAUCCAUCGGACCGUAUUGUUCCCAAGGGAUGUAAUCCUAGACCCGAGAAAAAACUCAUUGACAUUCCGAAAGAGAACGAGCAAAUAAUCAAGGAAUCAGAAGACAGUGAUGCAUUUUUGCGUCUUGCGACACAACUCACCACCAAAGGAAAGACCAAGAAGGGCAAAAAAGCCGCCGAAAAACGUGACGAAGCGCAACCCUCGAUUAAGUCGUUUUUCAUGCCAGACGGAGUGGAGACUGGUUUUCGAUCUGCCUCCAAGCUGGUCCGCCAAAAACAGGAAGAAGAGGAGAGAAGUGUGAAAAAACGGCGAUUAUUGGACGACGUCUCGGAUUUGGAGGCAUCUGAAGACGAAGAGGUGAAGCUGAGAGAGUUGUUCAGCUCCUCUAGCAGGGCGAAUAGAAGCUCCAGCAUUUUGGGGUCCACCAUAGGACAGUCUAUUCUUCUUGCCAGUGAGGAGCCUGAGGAACCCACAUGCGAGGCCGAAGAAGUGGCCAAGGAGCAGGGCCCCGUCCUGCCCAAAAACGGCAGCGUGAAAGACUCGAUUCUUAUAGAUUUGGACGAGUUUUCCGAGGAUGAUUUAAGUGCCUUGAAGAGCGACUCUAAAAAACCACGCACGUUUUCCUCUGACGAUCCUGAACGGUUGGACGACAGUUUAACCGAAGACACAGAUCCUCCGGUGAUGAAGCACGAGCGAGCGGAGGCCGACGAGCCGGACAAUGAUUUGAAAGAGGAAGAGUCCAUACAAAAUGAGAUUUGGAGUUUGCGGAGCCAAAUGAAAAAUGUGAAUUCUUCUCCCCGCCAGCUCACUCCAAUACCUGCCAGAGGCGGACCAGAACAGUCUCCUAUUUCGCGGCUUACGCCGAUAAAUUUGUCCAGAGUUCGAAGCCAGUCAUCCAAACGCACUGUGGAUUCAGUUUUCAAGUCUGAAUUCGGUCCAGAAGACGGCUACAUGACGCCUGAGCAAGAGCUCGAGUUCUACACUCGAUACUUUGUGAAGAUUCCUCCCUUGGAUUUUAAUCAGGUGGACAAUCCUAUUGGCUGCAUCAAAAGGGGUUCUCUGCGCGGCAACCUGGGGCAUUCAUCGUCAGCUUCGUCUUUGAUUGACGUUGUGAUGCUGAUGAGCAAUAAAGGAAAGUUGGAACAGUUGAAUAACGAAUUGCACGACUACCACGAGAAAAAUCAGUGGAUCAACUUCAACGAUCGGACUCUUUUGUCUCGAAUUAUAUAUUAUGACUGA
Messenger RNA from Ogataea haglerorum, 3246 nucleotides. RefSeq lists its product as uncharacterized. The record is from RefSeq and is a predicted model, not a curated record. Lineage: Eukaryota; Fungi; Ascomycota; Pichiomycetes; Pichiales; Pichiaceae. Gene Ontology annotation, biological process: replication fork reversal; interstrand cross-link repair; double-strand break repair via synthesis-dependent strand annealing. Gene Ontology annotation, molecular function: ATP binding; four-way junction helicase activity; four-way junction DNA binding. The coding region runs from base 1 to 3246 and encodes 1081 amino acids. The transcript has a single exon.